Messenger RNA from Archocentrus centrarchus (flier cichlid), 998 nucleotides. Its product is annotated as signal-regulatory protein beta-2-like. The record is from RefSeq and is a predicted model, not a curated record. The transcript is spliced from 5 exons. Bases 24 to 998 code for a protein of 324 amino acids. Gene Ontology annotation, biological process: response to bacterium. NCBI's taxonomy places the organism in Eukaryota, Metazoa, Chordata, Actinopteri, Cichliformes, Cichlidae.
CCUCACCAAGGAGCAGUGUCACAAUGAUCGUGUUAUGGAUUAUUUUGCUUUUUCUUCAUCAAGGAUAUACUUUGGUUCCAGUGAAAACUGUUCAGCUUGGUGAACCCGCAAAAUUAACAUGUGCUUUACCCAAAGUACUCAGCAGCAGAGGAGUCCACUGGUACAAGCAGAGUGUCGGGGAUACUCUUAAAUUAAUAGUGACACUGUAUGAAACUUCUAAACCUGAAUUUGGUCAAGAAAUAUUUAAAUCAAGAUUUCAAGCACAAUAUGAUAAGAAUUUUAGCAACUUGACCAUUUUGAAGACGAACCAAGAUGAUGAGGGAAUCUAUCACUGUGGAAUCAUAGAAUGGAUUAAUACUGAAUGGAGCGGGACAUAUUUGUUAGUAAAAGGAAACAAUCAGAUGACAUCAAACUACAGUGUUGUUCAGCGGCCAACGGCAUCAAAUCCACUCCGUUCAGGAGAUUCAGCGACCCUGCAGUGUUCAGUCCACUCUGAUUCUGACAGCGUGUGUCCCACUGAUCAUAAUGUGUUCUGGUUCAGAGCGGGAUCAGAUAAAUUACAUCCAAGUGUCAUCUACACUGCUGGAAACAGUCAUAAUGAAUGUGAGAAAAUAUCUGAGUCUGAGCAGAGAUGUGUUUAUCGCUUCUCUAAGAACGUCAGCUCCUCUGAUGCUGGGACUUAUUACUGUGCUGUGGCCACAUGUGGGGAGAUAUUAUUUGGAAAUGGAGCUACACUGGACAGUCAAGAAAGAAACAUCUGCUCACUGAGUGCCAGUAUAAUAAUUUUUCCAGCGUGCACUUUCUUGAGUAUAAGUCUGUUUCUUACAGCUGUACUCAUGAAAAGCUUUACUGGCCAGAAAAGACAACAGAAUAAUGCCACAUCAGUGUUUUCUGCUGUUGUGUUUACCGUGAUGAUAGCUGACAGAGGUGAACUGGAUGCAAAGAAAGCGGAGAGGCAGCAGAUCUACAGGACUGUCAAGGCUUUUGGGCUGGAUUAG